Molecule: messenger RNA, 663 nt
Organism: Pseudophryne corroboree (corroboree frog)
Lineage: Eukaryota; Metazoa; Chordata; Amphibia; Anura; Myobatrachidae
Gene: RNASEH2C
Product: ribonuclease H2 subunit C
Exons: 5
Coding region: 51-464 (137 amino acids)
Biological process (GO): RNA catabolic process
Cellular component (GO): ribonuclease H2 complex
Source: RefSeq, a predicted model, not a curated record
GGGCGCUCGGGGUGCACUGGCAGCUGCCGCCGGGGGUAUGGUAUGCAGGUAUGACGGAGAGCCGCAGUAACCCAUGUGCCCGGCUGGUGCUCAGCGCCCUGCACUCGGCUGCCCGGGAGCCCAUCCACCUCCUGCCCUUCCACAUCCAGAGGCAAGGGGCCGCCAAAGUCAAUGAGUUCUUUGUACCUGCUGUAAGGGAGUCCCUGGGAGGAAAAGAAGUUUCCUUCAGAGGUAGAACACUUAGAGGACAGGAAGUCUCUGUUCCUGACGGAUAUAUGGGGGUCGUUUUGAGGGAAGAUAAUAAACCCUGCUCUGAGGAAGAGGAUCGUACUCUGACUGUCAGAUCCACUUUUCAAUCAUUUACACAGUGGAACCUGGAGACCAUACCAUCCGCAGAUGAUGUUUUGGUAAUGUCACUGGCAUGGCCGAAAAUAGCAUCUAUGGUUCAUGCGCCGGUUGACUAGAAUUUGACACUUCUGAUUGUUACUUGGACCAGUUAGGUUUUUACAGUAUAUUUUUGGUAUUGUCUGUAUCACAUAUUUGCUAUAAAACUUCUCCAUAUCACAUUGCUUAUAUACUACAUGAUAGAUUAUAUGUGUACAGUAGUUCUGCUUCUCUUUCCAAUACAAUUUUAAUAAACUGAAAUAAGAUGUAAUAAUAGAA